GCAUCCUGGGAAGGCUAGGCCUGUAGUGAAGCCUGAGUUGGCCGUGCCACCCAGUGACAGGUUGCCAUGGCGAUGGCCCAGAUGGCGAGGAGCCUGGUACCCCGCCUCAGUUGGGGACUGGUGCCCCAGGCUUGCAGAAGCUUCUCCCUGGGAGCCCCCUUCCAGGCCUUUUUGAAGAACCAGGUACCGGUCCCCAAGGAGGUGGAUCGCUGGACAGAGAAGAGGACAGCGUUCGGAGCAUACGACAACAUCGGGAUCCUGGGAGGGUUUCAAAGACACCCUAAGGAUCUAAUCACCGGGCCCCAGUGGCUGCGGGGCUGGCGGGGGAAUGAACUGCAACGCUGCCUCCGUAAAAAGCAGAUAGUGGGUCCUCGCAUGUUCAAGGAGGACUAUCAGAAGCUCCUGAAGCGCAUCAGAUACCUCUACAAACACUACAAUCGCCGGGGGAAAUAUCGCUAGGAGGAGGGAAACACUGCUGCCCCACGAACUCCACCCCUUUUGGCACCUGUGUCCCCUGUCCCCCCCUUGAUUCCAUCCCCAGGUGCUUAGCACACUGCAGUGCACGCAGUGGACACUCAAUAAAUACCAUUGCUGCCACUCA
Molecule: messenger RNA, 601 nt
Organism: Tachyglossus aculeatus (Australian echidna)
Lineage: Eukaryota; Metazoa; Chordata; Mammalia; Monotremata; Tachyglossidae
Gene: MRPL51
Product: mitochondrial ribosomal protein L51
Exons: 3
Coding region: 67-459 (130 amino acids)
Biological process (GO): translation
Cellular component (GO): mitochondrial large ribosomal subunit
Molecular function (GO): structural constituent of ribosome
Source: RefSeq, a predicted model, not a curated record